AUGAUGCAACAACAACAACACGACUCUACCAAUCUAUUACUACUCAAAGAACCACCAGCAAACAUCCCAGCCAGUACCAAGAACGGCAUUCCCAGUCAUCAUUUACCUUCUUCGGAUGUUUCUUCUUCUUCCUCAUCAUCAUCACAACAACAACCUCUUCCACAAAUUAUUUACAAUUUCAUUGCAGGAACAUUUAUGAAUGAUGAACAUCAUCAUUCCAUCCAUAACGAUGAAUGGAUCAUUAACAAAUCACCAGCAACCAAUCAAAUCAUUUCCUACAUUCCAGCCUCUUCCGAUCGUCAUGUCCAACAAGCGGUUGAUGCCAGCAAGAAGUGUUGGCGUGAACGAUCAUGGUGUGGACUCUCCGAAGAAGAACGUGCUCAAUAUUUAGAUAAAAUUGCAAAUGAAAUUGAGAGAAGAAUGGAUGAAUUUGCAAGAGCUGAAUCACUCGAUACAGGUAAACCAAUCACUCUCGCUAAAAACUUGGACAUUGCGAGAGCUGUUUCCAAUUUCAGAUUUUUCGCACAGGCCAUUCGACAAACUCACACCAAGGCCCAUCUGAUGGGUGAUAAAGUCAUUAAUUACACCACACGAAGACCUGCUGGAAUUGUUGGAGUCAUUGUUCCUUGGAAUUUGCCAAUUUAUUUGCUAAGUUGGAAAGUAGCUCCUGCUCUGGCUUGUGGAAAUUGUGUGAUUGCAAAAAGCUCAGAAUUGACUCCUCUCACUGCCAAUUUAUUGGCUGAAGUAGUGAGAGAUGUGAAAUUACCGAAUGGAGCUUUUAAUUUAUUGCAUGGAUAUGGAAGAGAUUGUGGACGUGCUAUUGUGGCUCAUCCUGAUAUUAAUGUCAUUACAUUCACAGGUGGAACUGCUACUGGAAGAGUGGUUGCAGAAUUGGCUUCGAGACAUUUUAAGAAAUUAAGCUUGGAAUUGGGCGGAAAGAAUCCAUUUAUCGUCUUUCCAGAUUGUGACCUCGAUAAGGCCAUCGAAACUGCAAAAAGAGCUGCCUUCUUAAAUCAAGGACAGAUUUGUCUGUGUGCUUCCCGUUUCAUUGUUCACGAAUCGAUCCAUGAUCAAUUUGUGGAAAGACUCAAAAAACUCACUGAAGAAACAACAAAAAUUGGAAAUCCAUCAGAUGCUACGACAACCUUUGGUUCUCAAAUUUCUCUCGAACAUCUCGAAAAAAUUGAAUAUUAUGUGAAAUUAGCUCAACACGAAGGAGGUACCAUUGUGACUGGUGGCAAACGUCCAGAUUUGUCACAACACGAUCCACAACUCAAAGAAGGUGCCUUCUUCACACCAACGAUUAUUACUGGACUCGAUUACAAAUCUCGAACUGCAACUGAAGAAAUAUUUGGACCUGUUUGUACCAUUCACAAAUUCUCCACCGAUGAACAAGCUCUUGAAAUGGCCAAUUAUGUCGAUUAUGGAUUAUGUGCAACUGUUUUUACCAGUAAUUUAACAAGAGCUCAUCGUUUUAGUGAUGAAUUGGAAUCUGGAAUUGUUUGGGUCAAUACUUGGUUGUUGAGAGAUUUGAGAACUCCAUUUGGAGGCAUGAAAAAGAGUGGACUUCACCGAGAAGGUGGAGAAUAUAGUUUGGAAUUUUACAGUGAAGAUAAGAAUAUUUGUAUUAAUUUGUAA
Molecule: messenger RNA, 1638 nt
Organism: Naegleria fowleri
Lineage: Eukaryota; Heterolobosea; Eutetramitea; Acrasida; Naegleriidae
Exons: 2
Coding region: 1-1638 (545 amino acids)
Molecular function (GO): oxidoreductase activity, acting on the aldehyde or oxo group of donors, NAD or NADP as acceptor
Source: RefSeq, a predicted model, not a curated record